AUCGAUAGAGAUGCGCAAGAAACAACAAUGUCGAUUCUCGAAAAAGAACUUGCAGACUAUCUGUGGGAUGAAAAGCUGAUUAUUAUGGCAGCUGCUUUUGCAGUGAAUUAUGGUGAAUUUUAUCUGCUUACUCAGAUUGACAGUCCAGAUCCUGUUCCCAAGAACAUGGCUUUCCUUAAGCAGCUGCCAGUCAACAAGGAUAUGGGCGGUGCCUUGCAAAAUCUAUCAGGAGCAAUUAAUGUGCUUAUCCAACCCAUAAUGGCUGUAAUCAAAUGUGUUCUCCAGUUCAGUGAUCUAGAUCCUAAGUAUUUUGAAGCUGAAAUACAACCGUCUGCCAUGAAUGAAAUAGCCAGAGCCACCUAUUGGACGAUUUAUAGUGUUGUGACCUGCGGCUCUUAUAUUGCUGCCCUUGGGUUGAGGGAUGAGCACACCAUGGCAAAAAUGGCAUCGCAACUGAGAAUGCUGGCUUCUAAAGUCAGUAGCAUGCAGAAAGGCCUGGAAUUGGAAUUUUCUCAUUGGAAAAGUGAAAUUGAGUUAUACAAGGGGCUUAAUGAUCGUUUCAACAAAUACCAAGACCUUACGACCAUCCUCAUCGACUUGUUUGACGUCGGGCCCGAUGGGAAGCCACCCCUUGUUUUAGGCACUGACGCCAAGAUAGAGGUCCGUAUUAGUUCACUAAAGGACACCAAAGUGUUUCUGCUCAUAUCUGGUCUUGAUGCUUGGGAUGAACAGAUAAAUAGUUUAAAGGCUCUUGCUAAAUUGUACCAAGAACUGCAAGCGAAGGAGCAGAAUCGAUAUCGAAUAGUGUGGCUUCCAAUUGUGGACAAGUUCAACGAACAAAAGUUUUCAAAAUUGCAGUCCCUGAUGCCUUGGUACACUGUCCGAAAUCCGAAAAUCAUCAAAACAUAUUUCAUUAAAUACAUCAGGGAGGUAUGGAAGUUCACAAAUGAGACAAUUCUGGUGCCACUGGAUCAAAAAUCAGGCGCAAAAUUCCCAACCUCUUUUACUCUCUACUCUGUGUGUAUAUCAGGAAAGUUGGCAGAGCUAUUCACUGAGCAUGAAAUUAUACCACCAUGGGAUCAGAGUCUGCAGCGGGCCCUGGAUCUACUUCUCGGAGGAAUUUAUACAGGCCCUUCGCCGAAAAAAGCUUCAAUCAUAUGCCUUUUUGGAGGAGAAGACGUCAAAUGGAUCGGGGACUUCAUCACGGAGAUAAAUGUGGUUAAGGACAACACUCAGAUAAGCAUAGAUUUGGUUUAUGUUGGCAAGAGCAGUGCCAUCGAUCACUCCAAAGCCAUUCUCGAUUCCAGUACUGAAAAGAAGCUCAGUGACUGCUCGAAAGCUGAUGAAAUAGAAAGUUGGCUCUUUUGGACCCGAUUGGAAAGGAUCUUUUGCUCGGGGAUAGGAGAUAGCAAGAAUGCUAAAGAAAACAAUACCAUGAAAGAUGUCAAGACUUUGCUUAGCUUCAAAGGCAGCUACAUGGGAUGGGCUGCAUUUACUCAAUCAGGAUCAUCUAAUAAAAUGGCCAAAGCCGCAGGAGAAGUUGUUCUAGAGGUGUUGUCAAAGAUAAAUGAAUGGUGGAAAGCCGACACGAAUGUUGAUUCUUUUGUGCUAGCACUCAACGAAAAGAUCGAAGAACUACUUAAGGACCAAAAACACCAUUGUUAUCACAUUGUCCUCCCCACCGUUGCAAAGGUCGCAGAUGAGAUGAUGAUAUGCGAAAUUUGUGAUCGUAAAAUGGUCAAGUACCUGAUGUACCGUUGCUGUGAGUAGUGACCGAGCUUGGCUUGUUACGGUGGAGGUGACCGGCCAUCUGGUGUAGUGUUUCGUUGAAAGAAUAAAUAAGUAAUUGAUGCAAGAAUUUUCUUGCAUUAAUUGCAAUUUAGGAUGUUGUGUGUUUAGUGGUUAAUGUCUGCACUAGACAAUUAAUCAAUCUCCAUCUAUGGUAAUUGUGUGUAGCUCUAUACGAGCUAAGUCUGUGUGGUUGUGUAUGUUGUGCGGUAAACCUUGAACUUUUAGUGCAGCAGCUCCCCAGUUUGGUGUGCUUUCAAGGAACUGCAUGCUAUAGUGAAGUUUGAAGGC
Molecule: messenger RNA, 2079 nt
Organism: Hevea brasiliensis (rubber tree)
Lineage: Eukaryota; Viridiplantae; Streptophyta; Magnoliopsida; Malpighiales; Euphorbiaceae
Product: protein SIEVE ELEMENT OCCLUSION A-like
Exons: 5
Coding region: 28-1770 (580 amino acids)
Biological process (GO): phloem development
Source: RefSeq, a predicted model, not a curated record